CCCAGCUUCAACAUACCUUCACCUCAACCUUUUGAACUGUAUAGCAAACAACAUGUCCUUCCACACCUCCUGCCAGAACAUCCACCUCAUCAAGGAGGACGGUCGCACCAUCCUCCACGCCGAGGUCCGCCGCCGCAACAACGAGAUGGUCGCACGGACGUUUCCCUUGGAUCGGCACAUCGGGAAUGCAAAUGGCGGCUUCCAAUGGGGCGGACACGACUUCAGCCACAGCGCGCGCGAUAUCGAACUCGAACAGACGGAGCGGGGGCCCCGGCUGACGGCCUUUCUGAAAGGGGCCGGCGGGGAAUACCGGGAGUUGCAGGGCUUGUACCUGGCCGAUCGAAUCAAGAAUGAGGACGGGAACCUGAUUUACUUGAAUUGAGGGAUGCGACUCGUAAGGAUUGGGGCUGAUAGGUUCGGAUCAUCAUUUCAGGCAGCAAGAUACUAGGUAGCGGGGGUACACGAUGGUAUUUUGAUAGACGGCUGAAUUAUGUUGUGUCGGGUGAUGUAUUGAUGAGGGUAGACACUACAGUGCUCUAUGGGUAUGAUUCACAUGCGUCUUGAUGAGGGGUAGGUAGUAAGGGUGGUCGGAGGGUUCAUGGAAGAGCAUAUUAGCUAUUGCUAUGGAGAACACGCUGCUUGAAUAAGUUCCACGCGGGUUCU
Messenger RNA from Aspergillus aculeatinus CBS 121060, 663 nucleotides. RefSeq names its product CVNH domain-containing protein. The transcript has 3 exons. Lineage: Eukaryota; Fungi; Ascomycota; Eurotiomycetes; Eurotiales; Aspergillaceae. The coding region runs from base 53 to 382 and encodes 109 amino acids. The record is from RefSeq and is a predicted model, not a curated record.